Momordica charantia (bitter melon) is the source of this 2817-nucleotide messenger RNA. RefSeq names its product protein INVOLVED IN DE NOVO 2. Lineage: Eukaryota; Viridiplantae; Streptophyta; Magnoliopsida; Cucurbitales; Cucurbitaceae. The record is from RefSeq and is a predicted model, not a curated record. Gene Ontology annotation, biological process: gene silencing by siRNA-directed DNA methylation.
AGUCAAUGGUAAAAAGAUUGAAGAAACUUGGUCAGACUCAGAGCUCAAAGCUGGCUUCAGCCAUGGAGUUUAGCGCUUUUGGAGUGUGAGCCUGCUGACGCGCUCACAUGCGCGUACCAUUUCCCUCAUCUUUUUCUUUUGCUCUCACUCUCAGCGUACCCAUUUGCGGACCCCUCCCUGACCCUCAAUUCGAUUUUGUCGCUGCUGUGCCUGUGGCUCACUUUUUUGUACACUGUCCAGACUCGCUCCUCGCUCCAACCCCAACACUUCGAUUCGCUCUAAAUUCGCGAAUUCAAUUCCCCUUUUCUCAGCUCAGGGAAGCUCACCAACUCCUUUUUUUUUUCUGCAUCAGACGCCUCAGGAUUCAGGAUUCUGCGAUUAUUGUCAGGUGCUCUUCAUCAAGUUUUAUGGGAAGUUCCGGAGAUGACUCUGACGUGGACACUGAUAUGAGUGAAUCUGAACUGGAUGAGCGGGCAAGCAAGUCCUAUGAAGAACUGAAAAAUGGAAAUCAUAUUGUGAAACUCUCGCACGAGACAUUUACUUGCCCCUACUGCACGAGAAAAAGAAAGAGAGAUUUCUUAUAUAAGGACCUCCUGCAACAUGCUGCUGGAGUAGGCAACAGCACUUCAAAUAAACGGAGUGCCAAAGAGAAAGCAAAUCAUUCAGCUUUACUGAAAUAUUUGCAAAAAGAUAUAGCUGAUGCUGUUGGUCCAUCAAAACCUGCAAACAAAAAUGAUCCUGUUAUGGAUUGUAAUCAUGAUGAAAAGUUCGUUUGGCCUUGGAGAGGAAUUGUGGUAAACAUUCCAACUAGGCGUACAGAUAACGGCCGACUUGUUGGAGGAAGUGGAUCAAAAUUCAGGGAUGAAUUGAAAGAACGAGGAUUUAACCCCUCAAGAGUCACUCCUUUGUGGAAUUACAAGGGCCACUCAGGUUGUGCUAUUGUGGAAUUUAAUAAAGAUUGGCCUGGCUUGCAUAAUGCUAUUUCUUUUGAGCGAGCUUAUGAAGCAGAUCAUCAUGGGAAAAAGGAUUGGCUGGCUACUGGUGCUGAAAAACUGGGACUUUAUGCUUGGGUCGCUCGUGCUGAUGAUUACAACUCAAGUAAUAUAAUUGGAGAACAUUUACGUAAGAUUGGAGACCUUAAGACCAUAUCUGAAAUUAUACAGGAGGAAACACGGAAGCAAGAUAGACUUGUGUCCAACCUUACCAGUAUCAUCGAGCUCAAGAACAAACACUUGAAAGAGAUGGAGGAAAGAUGUAGUGAAACUUCCACCACCCUUAACAAUUUGAUGGGGGAGAGAGAUAGAUUACUUCAAGCUUAUAACGAAGACAUAAAAAAAAUUCAACUGGGUGCAAGGGAUCACCUUAAGAAGAUGUUCGAUGGUCAUGAAAAACUAAAGUUGCAACUGGAAUCUCAAACAAGAGAGUUUGAGUUAAGAAGAAGAGAACUGGAGAAGCGUGAAGCACAAAAUGAAAAUGAGAGCAAGUAUCUGGCUGAAGAACUUGAGAAGUAUGAGGUGAGAAAUAGUUCUCUUCAAUUGGCUGCAUUAGAGCAACAGAAGGCUGAUGAAGAUUUUAUGAAGCUGGCAGAAGAUCAGAAGAUACAAAAGGAGGACCUCCACAAUAAAAUUAUCCGACUGGAAAAGCAACUGGAUGCCAAGCAAGCACUAGAGUUGGAAAUUGAGCGUCUACGUGGGACACUAAAUGUUAUGAAGCACAUGGGAGAUGAUGAGGAUGUGGAAGUCCUCCAGAAGGCAGAGUCAAUAUUAAAAAGUUUGAGUGAAAAGGAAGGGGAACUUGAAGCUCUUGAUGAUCUUAACCAAACAUUGAUAGUAAAGCAGCGCAAGAGUAACGACGAGCUCCAAGAAGCCCGUAAAGAGAUUAUUAAUGCUUUCAAAGACUUGCCCGGUUGUUCUCACUUACGUGUUAAGAGAAUGGGUGAACUGGAUACCAAACCAUUCCUUGAAGCAAUGAAGAAAAGAUAUAAUGAGGAUGAAGCAGAUGAGAGGGCUUCAGAGCUGUGCUCGCUGUGGGCAGAAUAUCUCAAGGACCCAGAUUGGCAUCCUUUCAAAGUGAUUAAGGUUGAAGGGAAAGAUACUGCUGAAGGAAUAGAUAAGGAAAUUGAAAUUUUGAAUGAUGAAGAUGAGAAACUGCAAGAUCUGAAAAAGGAUUACGGUGAGGAAGUGUACAGGGCCGUGACAACAGCUUUAAAGGAGAUAAAUGAAUACAAUCCCAGUGGAAGGUAUAUAAUUUCGGAGCUAUGGAACUACGAAGAGGACAGGAAGGCGACGUUGCGAGAAGGCGUAAAAUUCUUACUGGACAAGCUGAAUUGAAGCAACUAGAAAAGAUGAACUCUAUGAAGCAGCCACGAUGAUCAAACCAACAUAUCAUUGCCUCGAAAUAAAAUGCGUUUCUAUCAGGACAGCGUUCUCAUAUGGAGUUCUCUUCUUUGCCAACCGCAAAACAUAUCACCAGGAGAUGGGAUGUGAGCCAAUAAGUAGUGUCAGUGUAUGUUUUUAAGGCAUUCCUCACCUGUAUAUCAAUUAUUUCCAGAGAUCAUAAAGAUUCGGAUAAUGUUGACUUGCUUAUAUAUCAUUCACUGAUCUUACUGUUUAAUUUGUUUUGAAGAACCUAAUUUACUUUGUCGUUUUCGAUCAGGGGGGCGACAAUUGUAACCUAUAUUUAAUGUCCAGUCUUGAGACUUGAGUGAGUGAUUAUUACUAUCUUGUCUAUGAAUAAUCUAAGUGCUUCUGAGCAAUUUUAUGAAUAGCUUGGACAGCCAUUGUUGAACUCAAGGAUGGUUUAGUUCAUUUGUAUGCU